Molecule: messenger RNA, 1029 nt
Organism: Helianthus annuus (common sunflower)
Lineage: Eukaryota; Viridiplantae; Streptophyta; Magnoliopsida; Asterales; Asteraceae
Product: auxin-responsive protein SAUR36
Exons: 1
Coding region: 394-894 (166 amino acids)
Biological process (GO): response to auxin
Source: RefSeq, a predicted model, not a curated record
UCUCCUCUCAAUUGAUUGAUUGCCUUCAUCUCUCUCUCUCUCACACACACACACACACCAUCCUCAUCAAUCUCGGUGCUUGGUUUUCCACAUUCCACAACUUUCUGCACACACCAAAAAAAAGAAAAAAACUGAUAAUAUGGAACUCAAAAGAUCGAAAUAUCAUCAAUAGAUCAUCAUAAACAUUCAGGUGUACAAAACCAGCAUGUCAAACAUACCCAUCUCUUUAUCUGAAGUUUGCCUCACUCUGUUUCGUCUAACCAUGUCUGUUGCAGACCCUUGGCCCUUUUCUUAAACCACAAACCCAAAUUCACUCAAACCCUCAAUCUUUUUCUUCCACUUUCAUCUUUUUCUUUCAAUCCCCGGCUUCAAUUUCAAAAUCCCCUGAAGAAAAUGAAGAAAUUCAGAGGCUUUUUGAUCAAAAACAGAGUAAUCUCUCUGUUCCGACGCAUUCGCCGGAGAUUCCGGUCAAAACCAGGCGGAUACCGUCGAUUAAACCCGUCAAACAGAUCAAUUUCACGUUUUUUGAAGUGGGGUUCUCGAAUUAAAGCGAAAGCAAGAGCGAUUUGCUCGAAAAAAUCAAAAUCGGGUUAUAUGCGGUUCCGGGAAGAUGAUCAGAUGCCGGAAACAGGGGUGGCGGUUCCGAAGGGGAAGAUGGCGGUGUAUGUUGGACAGGAGGAUGGGGAUUAUGAGAGGGUGUUGGUGCCGGUGAUAUAUAUUAAUCAUCCUUUGUUUGUGCAGUUGUUGAGGAAAGCAGAGGAGGUGUAUGGGCAUGAUCAUCGUGGCGGGAUCACGAUCCCGUGCCGGAUUUCGGAGUUUGAAAAUGUGAAGAGUACGAUUGCCGCCGCCGGCUCCGGUGGCCGGAAAAUGUUGCCGUGGAAGCGUCCUGGUUGAGUUAGUGUUAGUGACAGUGAUCCAAAUUUAUCGUUGAAAAUAAGUUUAGAGAGUUGUUUACUUGUUUUUAGUUUUUUUUUUUAAUUGUGGACAUAAAUAAUAUAUAAAAGUCUAGAAUCGUUUUAUUUACGGUUA